This is a messenger RNA of Drechmeria coniospora, 1878 nucleotides long. RefSeq names its product subtilisin-like serine protease. NCBI's taxonomy places the organism in Eukaryota, Fungi, Ascomycota, Sordariomycetes, Hypocreales, Ophiocordycipitaceae. The transcript has a single exon. The coding region runs from base 1 to 1878 and encodes 625 amino acids. The record is from RefSeq and is a predicted model, not a curated record.
AUGGCUGCGUUUCGAUUGCUUCACUAUUCAUCAUGGCUUGCGUUCGGCGCUCUUGCGAGCUCCGCCUCCACAGAGAGCGCAGAGCAGCAUGGCUCGACGGUGCUGGUGGAGCAUCUGCCGAUGCAUGUCGUCUGCUGCGGCUCGACAUGGACACAAACGACAAUCACCAGGUACGAACGCUUGACGUCUCCGCCUGCCCGUACCCGACGCCGACCCAUCGAUGCCGUCACCAUCCUUGGUCGACGAAGAAAGCAAAGGCUAAUGUCCAGGCAGGACGGUGACGAAAGCAUGCGAGACUUGUCCACCGCAAACGCAGGUCCCGACACAGACUCGCGAGAGCACCGACGCAUCCUGGUCGAGCGGUCCCAGUCGUCGCAGACGUCUGCCUCGUCGUCUGCGUCGGAAACGACGACGCAACCUCCGCUGCCGUAUCCGUCGAGGACGGCGGAGCAGGUCAAGGGCAUCUAUGCCGACUUCUGGCCUGACAUGGACGACAUCUGGGACGCCAACCCCGGCGGUCAGUCGUUGUACUUGGUCUGGGCCGACUGGGAGCCCGUCAACAAGGCGCCUCCCUGCGCCGCCGACGAGCAGGAAUACGACGGCCACUGCUUCCUCGUCGUGCCCGAAGUGGACAAGGCCAUCGGCGCGUGGAGCGACCGCAAGCUCGUGACGACGGCCAUCGUCUACGGCACGCCCGCCUGGGCACGCGGACGCCGACGGUGCGCGGCCGGCAUCUACUGCGUGCCCGACGACGCCGUCGACUUUGGACGGUUCGCCGGCAUGCUCGCCCGACGCUACAACGGGCACAACGGCCACGGCCGCAUCGCCGACUUUGUCCUCGACAGGGAAGUCGGCAACAGCAACUACUUCGACAUCGGCUGCGGCCCUGCCAAGGCUUGCGACAAGUCCGAGUGGAUCGACCUGAUCGCCUCCAACUACAAGGCCGGUUACGACGCCGUCUACGCCGAGCAGUCGACGGCGAGGAUCAUGACGUCGAUCGACAACAAGUUUGGCCUCGAGCUCGAAGAUGUGCCUGGCGGCCAGCUCUGCGGCAUGACGGUGCUCGAGGGCCUCGCGGCCAACGCCGGAGGCCGGGCGUGGCGCGUCUCCAUCAACGCGUACAACAAACCGGGCUUCGUUGAAAUCUCGUACUAUGAUUUCCCGUACGUCACCAUGGGAACCGUCGGCGUGCUCGUCGGUUGGUUGCGUCAACGAUUCCCCAACGCACCCGCGCUACGGACGGUGCAGUUUGUGGAACAGGGACUGCCUGGUCGGCCCGCCGAGCGGCAGUUGCAGUCCAGGUCCCUAUGCACUGCUUUCAAAAACGUGCUCGGCACGCCCGGCAUCGACAACUACAUAUACUACCACAUGCAGGAUCAGAUUCCCGAGGUGCAGGAGUUUGGUCUGCGUCAAUGGGACGGAACAGCCAAGGUCGCAUGGACGACGUGGGCGACGGCGAACCGCGAUUCCGAACCGCGCACCAUGUGUGGAUUCGCACAUGUUCCAUACGUGCGGUUGAAUCUCGUGAACAACGGCAACCUCUACAUCGUCACCAGCCGGAAUCCGCCCGAUGGCUCAGUUUACAGAGCCGAUUGGUUCUGGCACCUCCACCAUUCCGAGCAGCCAGGGACCGUCAUGCUCUGGGAGUGUCGUUGGGACGCGGCGUCGUUCCUCACGACGGAUUCGGCAUGCAACAACGAGCUUCCGUACGGGCCCGUGGGAUGGAUGUACAGCAGCGAGGUGCCGAAUUCAGUCCCUCUCUAUUCCUGCUACAGGGCGGAGACGGACAACUACUUUGUGUGGCCUAGGGCCGACUGCGGCGGCCCUACCGUGACGGCGCUGGGCGUGCUCGGGUACGCGUACAGGACGAAGUUUUGA